This is a messenger RNA of Ziziphus jujuba (common jujube), 1011 nucleotides long. RefSeq names its product glycine-rich protein 5-like. Bases 221 to 757 code for a protein of 178 amino acids. Lineage: Eukaryota; Viridiplantae; Streptophyta; Magnoliopsida; Rosales; Rhamnaceae. The record is from RefSeq and is a predicted model, not a curated record. The transcript has a single exon.
CAUAUAAUGAAGAUAAACAAUAUCAACCCAUGUUCAAGAUCGUCUAUAAAUAUAACCUCUAUCUCACCAAGCCUUCCUUAACAUAUACACCUUUCACUCAGCGCCUUCAUUUGAGCCCAUUUCUCUGUCACUCUCUAAAGCCUCAGGGCUACUACUAGUUGUAGUACUACUAGCUCUACGUACUUUCUUCUAGUUUCCAUCUGAUCACUCCAAAUUAAACAUGGUUGCGUUGAGGUCUGUAGCGCUUCUUGUACUGUUUCUACUUGGUACGUUGGUUAUGGUAUCCGAAUGCCGAGUUGCGAGGAAGGACCUGGGAAUUGAUCUUGGUGGUGGUGGUGGUGGUGGUUUGGGAGUUGGAAUUGGAGCUGGGGUUGGCAUCGGCUUAGGAGGAGGAGGCAGUGGAUCAGGUGCUGGAGCAGGAUCCGGAUCUGGGUCCGGAUCCGGGUCAAGUUCGUCUUCAUCAUCUGGUUCCAGUUCAAGGUCUGGUUCUGGGUCUGGUGCAGGCUCUGAAGCUGGAUCUUAUGCCGGGUCUCAUGCUGGAUCCGGGUCUGGUGGUGCAGGCUCUGAAGCAGGUUCGGAAGCUGGGUCUCAUGCUGGUUCCCAUGCUGGGUCUCGAGGUGGGUCAGGUGGUGCAGGCUCGGAAGCUGGGUCUCAUGCUGGGUCUCGAGCUCGUUCUGGGUCUGGUGGUGCGCGUUCUGAGGCAGGUUCUGAAGCCGGGUCACGUGCUGGGUCUCGGGCAAUAUCAGGGUCGGGUUGAAGUGAAGGGAUUGGAGCAGGAUUUGGCAAAGGCUCUGUUGUUUGUGAAAUAAUUAAAUAAAUAAAGUAGACGUACCGUCAAAACUGUUUCGAGUCCUGCGUCUUGCAAUUCAAACCAAAUGGAUCAUAUAUUCAUGUCGUAUGCUUGCUUCACAGCUAGUUUGUUAAGUUCUCAAAGUUUAUAUUAGUAUUAAUUAAUUGUAUUGUCUACUCUAUUAGAAGAAUAAAUUUAAUAUAUUUAUAUCUCUUUCUUAA